Molecule: messenger RNA, 2151 nt
Organism: Zea mays
Lineage: Eukaryota; Viridiplantae; Streptophyta; Magnoliopsida; Poales; Poaceae
Product: ankyrin repeat-containing protein At5g02620
Exons: 2
Coding region: 275-1978 (567 amino acids)
Cellular component (GO): plasma membrane
Molecular function (GO): protein binding
Source: RefSeq, a predicted model, not a curated record
AUUUUGCAAGUAACUAGUUCUUUUGAUGCUACCAAAGGUGCAAAGCAGCCUCACUCGCUGGACAGUUUCAAGUGCAAGUUAAGUAUACAUCGUCUCGUGUCAUAUAUAUAGGAACUGUCGUCCUAAUCCUUAGGGUACCCUGUCAUCAGUGCUGAAACAUUCAUGUCCACCAGCUGAACUAGUUUUUGCAUGCGCCCCUGGCCCUCUCAUACCUUUCUUGUACUGACAUUAGCUUGAAAGAAACGAUCACUGUUCGAUCAGCAGUUUGCGAGGCAUGGAUGGCGAGGGAGAGAGGCGCAUGGUGGAUAGCGAGGGAGAGAUACACAUGGAUCCGGCGUUGUACAUGGCGGCGACGCAGGGGAAAGUGUCGAUCCUGAAGCAACUGGCGGAUCCGGAGGAACCCAGUGUCCUCAGCGCCACGACGCCCCAGCUGAACACGGCGCUCCACCUCGCCGCGCUGCACGGCCACGCCGAGUUCGCCGGCGAGGUCCUGGGCAUGAACGAGGAGCUGCUCGUCAUCCGGAACGGCGACGGCGACACCCCGCUGCACCUGGCGGCCAAGGCGGGCAAGCUGGAGGUGGCCAGGCUGCUUGUCAACCGCGCCAUAGCGUGGCCGGAGGACAAGAAGAGCCCUCUCAUCAUGACCAACAAGGCGGGCAACACCGCGCUGCACGAGGCGGUGCAGUACCGCAGGGGCGCCUUGGCGGUGGUCCUGCUGGACGCCGACCCCAGCCGCGGCCACGACCUCAACGAGCAGAUGGAGUCCCCGCUGCACAUGGCAGCCCGCGAGGGCCUCGUCCAGGUCGUCGAGAAGAUCGUCAGCUACCCCUGGGUCGGCCAGAAGUUCUUGCCCUCCGCCUCCCUCAGCGGCACGGCUCUGCACCAGGCCGUGCUGGGCACUCAUCACCGGAUCGUGGAGAUCCUGCUGGAGAAGAUGCCUGAUCUGAUCGACCUCACCGACUCCCAAGGCAACAACGCCCUGCACUACGCGGCGCAGAAGGACCACCAGAAGGCGGUGGAGCUGCUGCUCAAGAAGCGGACGGAGCUAGCCUACAAACGCAACCUCGAGAGCAUGUCCCCGCUGCACGUCGCCGCGCAGUACGGCUCGACGGCUGCCAUCAAGGCGCUGCUCCGGCACUGCCCGGACGUGGCCGAGAUGGUGGACAAGGACGGCCGCAACGCCUUCCACACCUCCGUCCUCAGCGGCAAGGCGGCCGCGCUCCGGUCCCUGCUCCGCCGCGUCCGUCCCGCGGAGCUGCUCAACCGCGUCGACAUCCACGGCGACACGCCUCUGCACCUCGCCGCCAAGAACAGCCGCGUCCACUCCGCCCUGCUGCUUCUCAGGGACAGGCGCGUCGACCCCUGCGUCCGCGACAAGAAAGGCCACACAGCGCGCAGCCUUGUCGAGAAGAAGCUGCACACCGGCGAGAUGGACGCCUACGAGAUGUACCUCUGGCGGCAGCUCAAGCACCAGGAGUACAAGAGGUGCCGCAAGCAGCAGCUGCCGCCGCUCGCCACCUACCCCAGCCGCAGGGGCGACGACAAGUACUUCGAGCGCAUCGUCGAGACCUACAUCCUCGUCGCCACCCUCAUCGCCACCGUCACCUUCUCCGCCACCUUCACCAUGCCCGGCGGCUAUAACCAGAGCGACGGCAUCGCCCUUAAGGGCCACCACGUCGCGUUCCAGAUCUUCGUCAUCUCCAACACCGUCGCCAUGUGCAGCUCCAUCGUCGUCGUCUUCUGUUUCAUCUGGGCCUGGCAGGACCCCGUCAGGUUCAAGGUCGACCAGCUCUUGUGGGGUCACAGGCUCACCGUCAUCGCCUGCCUCGCCAUGCUCGUCUCGCUCAUGACGGCCGUCUAUAUCACCGUGGCACCCGCGUCACGGUGGCCGGCCUACGUUGUCAUCGCCAUCGGCACCAGCACACCGGCCGUCGUCGUUCUCAUGCUGGGCAAGGAGGUGAUCUUCGUGCCGGUGUAAUCAAGUGCCUACACGGCUUGUGUAAUUUUUCCCAUUCUCUACAGGCCAUAUUAUGUGUUAUUUUGACUACUUAAACAGGAGUGCAGUAGUUACGAAGAUCGUCAGUGAAAAAAAAACCUUAGUAACAACAAUCAUCUAUUCCCUCAGUUCUAAAUUAUAAGUUUUUUCGAUUU